Cuscuta europaea is the source of this 1807-nucleotide messenger RNA. The record is from the annotation of a GenBank genome assembly. NCBI's taxonomy places the organism in Eukaryota, Viridiplantae, Streptophyta, Magnoliopsida, Solanales, Convolvulaceae.
CUUUAAUCUUCACGUGCCACCCACACAAACCCCAGUGGUCCUAUAAUAUUUCUCUCUCGCUUUCUCCUCUGACCGAUAUCUGAAGGUUAGAUCUAACAAGUUCAAAUUUCUGUGGUUUAUGCAUUCUGAUUGGGAUAAUUGACGAAUCGAUACCAUUGAGUCUUACAGUUCAGGUCACUGAAAAAUGACUGAGCCUUCAAAGGUUAUACAUGUCCGAAAUGUGGGCCAUGAGAUUUCUGAGAAUGAUUUGCUUCAGCUCUUUCAGCCAUUUGGAGGUAUAACAAAGCUUGUGAUGCUAAGAGCUAAAAAUCAGGCCCUCCUUCAAAUGCAAGAUGUUCCCUCAGCUAUCAAUGCAUUGCAGUUUUACACGAAUGUACAACCUAGCAUAAGAGGGAGGAAUGUUUAUGUUCAGUUCUCCUCGCAUCAAGAGUUGACAACCAUGGAUCAAAACACGCAAAGCCGAGUGGAUGAGCCUAAUCGAAUUCUCUUAGUUACAAUACAUCACAUGCUAUACCCCAUAACUGUGGAAGUGCUGCAUCAAGUGUUUUCUCCUCAUGGAUUUGUAGAGAAGAUCGUCACUUUUCAGAAGUCUGCUGGGUUUCAAGCUUUGAUUCAAUAUCAAACAAACCAAAGUGCUGUUUCUGCUCGGAAUUCUCUUCAGGGGCGCAAUAUAUAUGAUGGAUGCUGUCAACUGGACAUUCAGUUUUCAAACCUAGACGAAUUGCAAGUGAACUAUAAUAAUGAAAAAUCAAGGGAUUUCACCAACCCAAAUUUACCAACAGAACAAAAGGGGAAAUCUUCUCAACACACUUAUGGGGAUAUUGGGGGUAUGUAUCCGUUAUCAUCAUCAGGUUCCAAUGCAGCUGGAUAUCAUCAGAUGGGGAAUGCUGCUGCUGUUGCAGCUGCCUUUCCCGGAGGCUUGCCUCCGGGAAUAAGUGGGACAAAUGAUAGAUGUACUAUUCUUGUUUCUAAUCUAAAUUCGGAUAGAGUAGAUGAGGACAAACUUUUUAACCUUUUCUCAAUAUAUGGAAACAUUGUGAGGAUCAAACUACUACGUAAUAAACCGGACCAUGCAUUGGUUCAGAUGGGUGAUGGUUUCCAAGCUGAAUUAGCCGUCCACUUUCUGAAGGGAGGAACACUGUUCGGAAAGCGGUUGGAGGUCAACUUCUCUAAGCACCCAAACAUUACAACCGGACCAGAAACACGCGACUAUUCUAACUCUAACCUCAACCGUUUCAACCGUAACGCAGCAAAGAACUACCGAUAUUGUUGCUCGCCAACCAAGAUGAUCCACCUAUCCACCUUGCCCCAGGACGUCACUGAGGAAGAGAUUGUGGACCACUUGGAGGAGCACGGCACCAUUGUCAACAGCAAGCUUUUUGAGAUGAACGGGAAGAAGCAGGCUCUCGUCCUUUUUGAAAACGAAGAGCAGGCCACUGAAGCCCUUGCGUGUAAGAAUGCCUCCUCACUCGCUGGAUCAACCAUUCGGAUUUCCUUCUCUCAAUUGCAGAACAUCUAAUUCAUUUAAGAAACAAGCAGUUUGUUGCAAACAAAAACUUAUUAGACACGUGAUUUUUACGUCCUGCUCAUUGUAUUUGAUAAUUCUUCCCUUGUAACACUAGUUUCUUGUCCUCAUAAGCUCAUAGGCCACUUGGUAACCUUUUUCUUCUGAGGUUCUGUUGGAACAAAAAACAAAAACACCUAUUGCUUGUGUUUUCUAAGAUUACUCUGAAGUCAAAUUUAAUUAUUACAUUCAAACUGGAACGUGAAAAACUUACUAGUAUUAAAUGGUAUGAGACAUCUGUCA